AUGAGGACACUAGUUCGGGAAUUCAGAGCUGCAAGAUAAGUGAUUUUAAUAGUAAAACAAACUAUAAACAUAAAUAAGCUUCUGAUAUAAGAGACUGCUUUCUGUGAGUAUCUUAUGGACAGUGAUCUUUGCCUGCCUUAGAUCAUCAGUGUUACUGCUGCUACUGGAGCUGAGUGAAUAAUUUUCAAUGAAUGAGGUGUCUGGUGGAUCUAGCUUCUUUCUGCUUGAUUUAUUUAUUCAGUGGGGUCUUCAGAGUUCGUGUUCUUACAGACUCCCGAGUUCUCAAGUCCUUGACAUCAUAACCUCCAACAGAAAGCAACUUGAAUUGGCUCUCUCAGACCCCACGAAGUCAACCUGUGAAACUCUUCUGUAGGAGCAGUGCUACAUGAAUGGCGAUAGUAACCAUUCUCUCUGGACGAGAACAGCUCCUCACGGCAAGGAGUUGCAGAGUGACAUGAGCCUGUUCCAAUCCCAGGAGGCAUGAGAAGAAGAAACCCAUGGGAUAUGCUGAGACCCAGAGAGAAUAUCAGAAGUUUGAUGGUUCACAAGCAGAUGGUUAACAGGCAGCCAUGCAAACUGUAAGUACCCGUUCCACUGGACCUACUUUUGGGAGUAAUUGAAGGUGAUCUCAGCUGAGAGUAAGCAAAGUGAGAUUUGUGACCACGCACCCAGCAAGUUUCAAGAGCAGAGUCUGAACCUUGAACCUCAAUAUUGAAUUUUGCCACAUCAGCUUAAAAGGCUAUUCAUGUUAGGUGUAAUAGAAGAAUUUGAGUGUUGUUGAACUGAUGGUCCAGGAAACAUGCAAGAGGUAAGGUGACGGGAAGCAGGGGGGAGUUGUUGAUAUCUUUUAUGGGCUUCUAGAUCCAGCACCAGUGUCUGCUGCUGCUUAUUCAGCGAUGUAGGCCCGUCCUUUUUGAAUAUUCACAUUCUGUUGUUAUUUUGACAUGCUGCCAUUUCCCUCCUGAGGAAUGCAAGCAAGAAAAGGAUAAUGGUGGCUUUCUAUCUACCGCAAAAAGACCUUAAAGACAAAAAGGUCAAAGAGAACCCUUUCUUCUGAAAAUGUGUAAGUCUAGGUGAAUGGGGCAUGAAGGACUGCUAGGGGUUGGGGAAGAGAGAAGGUGUAUAAAUUAAGAUGUGCAGGCCUUUAACAACCCAUGCUGAAGCUAUAAGAGGGACAUAGUGGGGCUUCACUUAAAAAAUAGGAAACACUGGCUGAAGCAAUAUACUUUCCUUCCCAUGAACUGUAUUAUUUGCAAAAUAUGCAGAUGAUUUUUACAGUAUUUUCAGUAGGAACAUGUUGGUGUUUAUUGCCCAGAAUAUUUCAAUUGUGAAGUAAAUUCUCUCUACCUUCCUUAGGAUUUCAACAUUUGUAAGUCGCUGCUCACUCCUGGAGUAUCUUUAAUGGCUCAUAUUAAUUCAAGGUGUCCCUUUAUGCACUUAAAAAAACCCCUUCCUUUUAAUGACAUUUCCAUUUAUUCAGAAUUAUUAUUUAAAAUCCUAAAUUAGCAUUCUGCACUUGGAUUCUGACAGAGCCAUUACAUUUUAUACUGAAAGGGUUUAGUUAAUUUAAAAUUAUUAAACCCCAUUGGCUGCAUGAUGGGAGCAUCUUUAAGCAAAUUUCUAUAUUUCAGGUGUAUGCUAACAGCAUGCAAGUGCAAACUGGAUUAGGAUCCGUUUGCCUUUGUUUCUUACAUUCUUAUAUAUGGCAAAGUUGUUAUUCUAGGUUUCACCUGCUGUCCUGAAGUAGCUGAAACUAAAUAACAGAUGAACAUGCUAGCAGCAAUAUAAAUAACAACCUGUCCUCUGUCUGUCCCAAGGUGCACAAAUGAUGUUGCUUUUCAAACUAAAGCCAGUGAAACUGACAUAAGUAAUUAUGAGUAUUCUUCUGCUUUUUUUUUUAGAUCAAGCUGCAAUAAAAGAAAGAAUAUGAAAACUUAUGUCGCAAAUUGUGUGCUGUCAACUAUUUCCGUUUAUUUUGAAUAUAAAAAAAAUGCAACUAAGCCAUUCAGAAGAAUUAUUUCACUUUGGUCUGUAUUUGCUUCUUUCAUAUGUUUUCUUUCACAGAUUUUGGAUAAGGCCCCGAUUUCAAUUCCUGCUGGCCUAAAUCAUCCAGUGACAUUUGCGCCAUUGAGUUUUAAAUGGUUUUAAAUAAUAUUUAUCCUACAGAAUAACUGAUAUCUUCCUUGGUAGUCCCAAGAAGUAGAUUUCAUCUACUUUACAUAGAUGAAAUCCAAUGUUAUAUCUUUAAGAACCAUAUAGCUAAAAAGACUCUGAAAUUACAAUGUGUCUGAGAUCUUGUGACCCCAAGAACAAGAGGGAAAUGGAAAAUGUUAUAACAAAUAGUGUGGUUAAAAUGUAGUGUAACUAGUAAAGUAACUUUUGUCUUAGAACUGUGAAAUCACACUUGUAGUGUGGUGUGGAUAUCUAACAAUCAGCAGCAUCUAGAGCAGUUUAGUUGCUGUGACUUCAGGUGAAAUUUGCCACAAGCAACAGAUCCGGUUCUAAUUAUUUUUCUGAAUCUGCCAACAACCAUGAUCAUUUACAUGCAUUACUAAUUCGCUUAUCUCCUGAAACUUGAGCUGCACAGUUUGCGUUUUACAGAUUCAUCAAAUGAAACAAUUGGGCUAAUAUCACCUUAAUUAAAUUAAGUUUAAUUUUAAAUGACUUGCUAGAGCACCUAACAAAUAUAACAUCUUCAAGAUGUUUUAGCAGAUAGAUACGCCUUUGUUGUACACACUUGUCAAUGUAGCAAGAAAACAUCUUGUUAGCAUGAAAGGCCCCUUAGUGUUUUAAAAGAGAAUAUCUUGUUUAUAUACUAAUGUUUGCAUUGAUUGUCAUUUGGGGAUGAAGAAAAGCUAUCCCAGUGCUGCUUACGGUGCUGGUAUAAUUUUAGUGCUCAAAAAUACAAAAUAAAAAAUAUUUUUCUAAAGACAGAAUCCUUCAUAUAUAUUCAGCCUUGGUAGUCACUUGACCACACAUGCUGGUAUAUAUCCAUUUUCACAAGAAAGUGCACGCUGAAUCUAAUUAACAACAUGAUCUGUAGCUCAUUGAAGUCAAUAGAAAAAUUCCCAUUGCCUUGACUUUGGGAUGAAAUACAGCAGGAUGUUAAACCUUGUCAUUGUGAUAACAUAAAAAUCAGACUAAUGUGAAAGGCAACAUGCUGUCAAAUACAGUGUUCGUAAGAUAUAGGGAUAUCAUUUGUAGCUGUUCUGGUCUAAGGGUACAGGCAGACAAAACUCUUGGGGCAGAGGCGAUAUCUUUUAUUGGACCAACUAAAUUGUUGCAAAAAAAAAAUUUCUUUGCAAGCUUUCAGGCCCACAUGCCCUUCAUCAGGCAAAGGAGAAUUCAAAGAUUGCAAAAUUUCUCCCAAGUAGAAGAGAAACUUCAUCUUGCAAAGGGGAAAUCAGCGAUGUCAGGGUGCUACCUAUGUGGAAAGGCCAAUGUGUAAAUAGCUGCUCUGUGAGAAUGCAAAUUAAGAGCAGACAAAGGCUGAAGCAGACCAGUCAGGUUACCUGAAGGUGUCAGAUGGCAGGCAGGGUGUUCAAUUUGACUUCUUUAUUGUUCAGUUGUGAAUUUUGCAUUUCAAAGCAGCAAAACACAAUAUGUUUCAUGUUUCAGGGAUAUUGGUUGUAGCCAUGUUGGUCUAAGGGUACAGGCAGACAAAACUCUUGGGGUAGAGGCAAUAUCUUUUAUUAGACCAACUAAAUAGUUGCAAUUUUUUUUCUUUGCAAGCUUUGAGGUCCACACACCCUUCGUUAGGCAAAGGAAAUGGUGUUUCUAAUGCACCCAUGAAUCUGCUGGUCAACAUGUGAAGAAAGACAUUUACUAACAUUUAAAAUCUUUGGUGUCUGGGUGUUUAUUACCUGACCAAGUCCCAUUGUUAGUAAAUGUUGAAUGUUUCAAAAGCAAUCACUGAAUAUUUAUCAAAAUGUUUAGAUACAAGUAAGCACGUAAGAAUGUAUCAGAUGCCAGUCAAUGCGGGCCAGUUUACAGGUGUUGUCAAUGAGAGUGAGAGAGAAAGGAAGUGCAAAACGAGCGGGUUCAAAUUAUAGAAAUUCUAUUUGCAUCAUACCUAUACAUAAUAUGAAUAUUAAGGAACACAUGAAUAUUCAACAUGUGUUUAAUAUGUAUUUGUACCUGGAAUUUUGUCACUGACCCUUUAACUUUCUUUGCUAAAGCCAGUGUUCAAAGGAUUAUGCAGUUUUUGCUGCAAAACUUUUACAUUUAUCUGCUGUAAAAUAGGCUGAAUGGCACCAAAGAGUGUCGUGUUUAGUUUUAAAAUGCCACAAAUAACAGAUUUAUAGAUUUUUCUAAAUACAUUAUUUUAGCUUGACAGCAUUAAUCAUUCAUGCUUCCUUCUUUCAUUUUUCUACCUGCAAUGGAUUAUUGAAACAGAAAAUAACAACGGGAAAGGCUACAAGCAGUAUCAAAAUGUCAAGUUUGUACUUACAGUUGUAUGUGCGUAGACAGGGUCAAGAGCCUCAAUUAUUUGUAUAUGUACACAGUGGUACUACAUGAAAGGUUAUGUCACCUGCAGCUAUUUUCUUGCAGAUUUAAAUAGGACUGAUAUUCAACUCCACAGUCAGCCACUGACAUGGAACAUAGAAUUGUAAAAUACUAUGAACUCUCAUGUCAGGACCUAAAAUAUGAACUGGGUGAUUGCAAGGUGUAGCUGUGGGCAAUCCUAUGUAUUGCAGUUUCAAACAACAAAACCUCAAAUAUAUUACACAAGAGAGGAUAUGAAACAAGGAAACAUCACUAUGGUGAGAGUUGAGUAAUUUCUAUUUAGAAAGAUUUACCUGUGUUUCUUUUACAUAAACACUAGUGAAAGACUAGGAAAAGUUGGGUCAUCUACUGGCAUCUGUUUCUUUGCAUGAGCUAUCCCAAGAGAAUAAUACUUACUGAGCUAACAUGAGUUACAAGAUGGACCAUAAUCCAGAAUUUUCAAAUUGUCUUGGCAGCUGUUCAUUUGCUGAAUAGCUCUGUGACUUUCUAAGGAAUUCUUUGCUCGAUCCUGUCAAGGCAAAGAAAGAGUUUUGAUAUAUACAAAAUGCUAUCUAUGCUUUUGUCUUGAAUAAUCUCUCUUCACAACAUGCUCAUUUAUGAAGCCUGACUUUACUGUUGAGAAGAGACUGCCAGAAUUCUUUUAGCCUUAGGAUUUUUUUCUCUGCUGUUGCUGUAAUGGACUCUCUUUGGGUCAGGCCCAUGGUAUUCCUAGGUUUGCUUAUACUCAAUAGGUUCCUCUUGUUUUUGUUGUUAUUGUUGGCCUGAAUAAUGGCUUCCCUGGGAAAAGCAGGUGUUGUGUGCUUGAAGAUGUCUGUUCCAAGGGACAGGGACCUGGGAAACAGCACCCCCAAAAGGAAUGAAAUAUCUUACUCAUACCUCUGCAGCAAAGGAAGAAAAGAGUAAAGCUGUGAUUUUUAUCAGCCCUAUCGGCAGAGUAGAGUAUAAAGCUUCGAUUUAGACUGUAGGGCCCAGUCUACAGUGAGAUCUGCAUAGAUACAGGAAUCUACCCACAUACAAUCACUGCAGGCUAUGGACCACACAGUUGCAACCUGACAGAACUUGAAAUUUAAAUUUAUCAUGAUACCUGUAGGUGUAUAAGAGGUAGUACGCAAAGCAGAUCAAAGUAGGAAGACAAAAUAUCUAUAUAGUUUUAGAAGUGAUGGAAUACCUCAUGCUUAUUUCUAGAUGUGUUUUGGGGGGCUUGUUUUAUUAAUGCAGGUCAUUGUUUGGCGGCAUAACAUUGGUGGAUAGGGCACCUUGACAAGGGCUUCUUAAACUGCAUUCAGAAAGAUUAUGGACCAGCUUUAGACAAAGUAGAGUACUUGUGCGCAAGAGAACAGUAGAAUUUGAGGGGAAAGGCAUGUGGAGCAGGAAUAAUAGUCAUAGAGCAGGAGCAGAAUCUGCAGAUUAUACAGGUGGUAUAUGGCAUGGCACAAGGACACCCCAAUAGUUAAGAAUGAUGCCCAUGGAUUCAUUUAAAAUGUGUAUUAAAAAUUCAACUUUUUCAACUAUGCAGUUGCAGUAGAAAAAACACAAGCACUAGUAAAAUUAAUAUUUGCUACUCCAUCAUUUUCUGUGUUAAAGUGCGUGUCUUUCUAGCUCAUUAUGUCUCAUCCUGAAAGAUCCCCCAACAAUAAUCUACUGCUGCAAGAAGUCUACGUAGAUGCAUCCUAUGUCUCUACUACCUCCUUCUUUCUUUACCUUGUGUAUCACCUCAAGGUCUUUGUUUUACUGUUUAAAAUUAAUCCUUUUAUUAUAUUUAUAUUUAAUAAUUAUUAUAUUUAUAAAAUGCAUCACUAUUGCUGUUGUUAUUGUAAUACUAUUGUUGUUGGUGGUAGUUUUGUUGAUAUUCAUUUAUGUCCAUGUGUUCAUUCAGCAAGUCCCUUCAUUGUUCGAAGGUUCUUCUUGAUAGGCAGUUUGGAAUACAAAAUGAUUCCAAAGUGCUUGAAAAUUGUAUAUAGUACAUACUUGGAGGCGGAGGCAACCCGAGCAGGGUGCGGGGCCCGGGGCAAAUGAGUCUGUGUGGGUCCCCGCCCCCUGAUGUGAGGAAGCUGGCAGCAGAUUCAUUGGCAGGGGUGCCAAGUGGCUGGAGGAAGCAGAUUCAGUGGCAGGGGUUACAAAGCAGAGCCAGAGGUGGUGCAUGUGGGGAGGGGGGCAGUGGUUCUGAGCAGCUAGACGUGAAGCUGGUGGCAGCAUGGAGUCACUGCGGCUGCUCCACUCAGCUCCACAGGGCCCCCCAAGAGAUUCAUGCCCCCCUCCCCGCCCCCCCGGGACAGUCGUGCUUGGAGGAAAGGCUUGCCUAAGACUGUUUAAGUUGCCUUUGAUAGGUGGGGCCCAAAUAAAUGAGGCAAUCUUGAAAAUGCCAGCCUGAAUGAUUUUCUCCCUUGUAGCUAGUUAUGGGAAGAUUUUAAAAUGCCUUUGACCACCCUCUAAGUUAGACCAACAAGGAACGUCCUAAAACUUGUACCAGAAACUUGCUUUACAAGCAGGAGGUCCUACCAAAGAAAUUCCAGUUUUGGGGUGGUGGUUCUGCUGUUUGUUUUCCUUCAACAUUUUGAGGCGUGUGAAUACUUAUGAAGAAAAGUGGAGGAAAAAGUGAAAAACCUUUAUUGUAUUUGCUAUUCCUUGCUAUUUCCCCCCUCUCCCUCCUUGUUUUCCUGUCAGGGUUUUACUUGCAUUUUAAAAUUUGUUUAUUGGGUUUCAUUUGAAAGAGUAAACUUGGCUUUGUUUCUUGAUUUACUUUAUAUGCAUUCUAAUGUAUUUCUCCAGUUAUUUGGCCUGUUGUUUUUCUUUUCUGCGACAGUGGCUGGAGUAGCUCUUUGUAGCUCAUGUCAUGUCAGUGUCCAGCAUCGGCAGAUACGUGUCUACUAGGGCUGUGCAAAACAGCAUCGUUUCGUUUUGACUUCCGUUUUGACAUGGCAGUGUUUCAUUUUGAGUUUCAUUUCAUUUUGAAAGCACUGUUCCAUUUUGUUUCCUUGAAACUGUUUCACUGUUUCGAUGCUGUUUCGACAUUUCACCCAUAGGCUAUAACGGGGAAGCAUUAACAUUCCAAUAACUUUGUCAUUUUUUGGCAGAUUUGGAUGAAAACAGCAGGGAUGGUAGCCCCUGAUGAGGCACAAACCCUGCCAGCUUUCAAGGAGAUAGGUGCAGGGGUUUCUGGGAAACUGCACCUCAAGCUGCUGACAAGCAAAACUCAUGAUAUGUGUGACUUUGUAUGUGUGUUAAGGUGUGCCCUGACUGGCGCUGAGGCCUGUACAUAACAUGGCAGUAUGCCCCAAUGAGGCCUUCUCCUGGCCAACAGCCUCAGACCAGUUGACCACUUUAAAUGACAACAGGUAGAAUAAUAACUUAGUGACUGCUAGCACAGUAGAACCAGCAGCAUCUCAGGCAGCCAAACUGUGAAAGAGCCUUUCUUGCCUUUCCUGCAGGAGCUUCUUCUCCAGUGUGUGCUUUAAGGCAAGCCCUCACUGUGUGACUGUGUGUGCAUGUUAAGGUGCACCCUCACUGGCACUGGGGCCUCUACACAACACAGUAGUGUUUCCCAAUGAGGCCUCUUUCUCUUCUGCAGCCUCAGCUCAGUCCACCACUUUAAAUAACAACAGGUAAAAUAAUAACUUAGUGACCAGCCACAGUAGCAUCAGCAGCAUCUCAGGCAGCCAAACUGACAGAGCCUUUCUUUCCUCUCCUGCAGGAGCUUCUUCUCCAGCAGCUGCCAGAGAACUUUCCCUGCCAGCCCCAGCCCUGGGGCUUAGAUGUGCCCAGGUCCCUGCGUCCUUCCGGUCAGGUGCUAGGGGUGUUGGUCUAAUGACAUGGCACUGGCAGACAAGGUUAUUUGGGUCAAUUUAAUCUGGUAUCUUUUAGCAGACCAACUGAACAGUUACAGAAAUAUAUCUUAGCAAGGAACAGCACACACACCAACUGCAGGUGCUUCCUCAGCCUGACAAAGGGUUUUUCAACCCAAAAGCUGGCACCCCAGGCAGCUAAGCUGAGCUCACCUGGAGCCUCACAACUCUACUACAACCUUCAAGCAAGCUUCAGCCUGUCAAAGACAUGACAAGUCUGGGUUUUCCCCAGCCAGGACUGUGUGCUUGUGUUAUGGUGGUUACAGUGCUUCCUACCCACCUUUCACCAGGGGAAUCCUUGGUCCUGGCAUUUUCUGGGGCUGCUGCAGCACCAGCAGCAGUCCCACCAAGCUUCCUGACCCUGGCAGAGUGCAGUUUUAGUGGUUAUACCCAGGACCAGGGGCCUCCUCCUUCCCCAUAGCCCCAAACCAUACCUUCAAGUUCAUCCUGGCAUGGAAGCUCAGCAAGGACAUGGUCUUCCGCUGCUGGCUGGUGAUGCAGUGUGUGCCCCCUCCAGCUCUGAGAGUGGGGCAUUAAAUGGUUUUAAAGAAAAGAAACAAGAAAAUAGGUGAGGAUGGAGUGAAGAGGAUGGCAUUCAUUCUGUCUGCAUCUAGAGCUUGGGGAACCUGAGCAGUGGGAGGUUCACCUUGAGGAACACCAGCUGUUCCACCAAACCAGGAUCCAAGAAGGUGCAGUGGGGUGUUACUACAUCCCCAGCAAUUCUGAGUACCCUCUUGCUUGGAACACUGAUCAGUGGAUAGGACAGGUGUUCCUGGGCAACCAUGGCCAUAUCUGGCCAUAUCUGGCUGUGGCUUGCCCAGUAGAUCAAGAGGUUACAUAGUAACAGCUCCAUGCCCUCAGUGAGAUAGGCAGCCACCAAGGCCUGAGCACUGCCUGCCUGAUGAUGGGGUCUGGGCCCCACCAUGGAAGCCAUUCCCUUGACCCACUAUGUCAGCGCCUGUGGUGAAGGAGGAGACUGGCUGGUGGGUGGUGUGCAAGCAUGGGACAGUGGAUCCCCCUCUUCUACAUCCCCCCACCUCUGCCGUUUUGCCUCCCUGACUCUCUUCACUAGCACCUCUGUUGACCAAUUCAGGCUUUGGCUGCUGCCCUUCACCCUUGGGUCACACAUGGCAGCCAGCACGUGGACUGUACUGGAUCACAAGGUAUCAAGCCAUUUCCUGAUGCCCUUCUUCAACCACCUCACCAGUGCUUGAACAUCUGGUGACAGCAGCUUGCCCCAGCCAGGAGCAUUGAUCCCUUGGAAGCUCUCCAUUUGGAUCUGAAGUUCCCUCACUACAGGGAUCACCUGGCUAAGGAGGGCAUUGCCAGUUCUGAGGGUCUCAAUGGCCUUGAGGAAGGGCUUGAGGGCCACCAAGAUCUAGGAGAUGGUAUCCCAAUCAGCUCUGUAAGGGAGCCACUGAUCCCAAUCUCCCUGAGCAAGUCCAUGUCAUGGAUGGUCUUCUGUUUGUCCACUAGCCUCUUAAGCAUCAGAUAUGUGGAGUUCCACUGAGUCUCUACAUCCUGCAUGAUUUUGUGCUGCAGGAUGUUCAGCUCUGCUUGUUUGUCCUGCAGCAUCUUGCCUCCUUUGAUGCUCUCGUGGGAGUAGCCUGCCAUGUUCUUGCAUUUUGAAAUGAGCUUGCUGGUGGUGCUGGUCACUGGCAGCCCUGUCCUUCUCCAAGGCAUCCAUAACUAUGAGAUGGAACUUGUGUGCCACACAGCGGAUGCCAACAAUGUUGGCAUCAUGGACUGCCUUGACCAUAUUGAAUGAACCUAUGAAUCUAUGAAUCUAUAUUGGCCCCAUUGUCCUUGGCCAUGGCCUUGACCAUAUGGGCCUUGGUGACCAUGGGUAAACUUGCCCUGUGAGGUGAAGUGUAGGGCCACCUGUGGACCUACCUUGCACAGCUCCUUCUUCAAGUACUCCCUGCAUGCCUCAUACAGGGAGGGUACCACCGUCCUGCUGAAGGUGGUACAUGCAGGCAUUUGGUAGGAUGGGGCUAUGAGCGCCAUGAGCCACCUAAACCCUGGCCACUUAACUAAGGAGAAGGGCUGGCCAUCCACAGCAAGCAUCUCCCCAAAGCUCUGAGUGAUCUCACUCGCCCUCUCAAUACACCCCACUUUCUGUCUGCCUGUCCCUCACUGUUCCAGGGUGGCCUACCUCUGCUUUGAGGGAUGAAGGCUUUGAAGUGAAAAGUGGACUUCCCUUUGGGCAUGCUCCUGCUGGUGCCAGGCUAAGGAGGAGCAAAGGCAAGGGCGUGGUGCCUGCGGAGAUGCAUCAGCAUCCCCAUGGUGCUCAUGUGUUUUGUUUCCUUGCCCUGGCUGGUUUUGGCUUGGCAGUACAGGCAGAUAGCAUAUGUGGGAUCAUCUGAAAGCUCAAAAUGAUCCCAGACCACACUACCCACUCACUUCUGGGAUGCAUGUGCAUAUGUGGAUGCUGCAAUAUCCACCUCCUCAGCAGGAAGAGGCACAGAAACAGGAGGAGUGGAUUCAGCUGAGCCACUUGCCUCUGUAACCUCUACCUCAGCCUCCUCUGAAGUGCCUUCUGGGGAAAGUGACCUGGCUCUAGGGAAACUUGAGGGGUGUGGAGCACAAACUCAGCCAAUUCCCCCUUCUUCCCCAGAAUUUCCCUUGCUAGGACACUCAGAUCCAGAUCCACCUCCAGCUCUUCUUCUGGCAUUGGAAGGCUCAGCAUGAGAAGUGAAAUGGGGGUGGAGGAGACUGUUAUACUGGUGCUGGUGCAGGUGCUGGUGCUGGUGCUUUUGCUUGUUUUCAUGUUGGUUGAGGGUGGGGGUUAUGGCUGAUGCUCUUAGACAGGAUGCAGACUCAGGCACAGGAAGUGGCACUGGCACUUCUCCCCUCUUCUUGCUGCCUGUACUAGUGGAAGCCUCAUGCCUGUUUGCUGUAGCAAAGAGGCUACAUCUGAGUUUUCUGGGCAGGGGGGAACUUAUAUGUCUCCCUUUACCCCCUCUUCUGCCCCUCCCUAAAGGCUUGCCAGCUGCCUUUCCAGAACACUUCAUGAUGUAUUUCAUAGUUUCUUGUUUUUAUAAAAAUAUAUAAAUGUAUAUAUGUGUUUUCCUAUAUAAAUUCUAUAUUAAAAUAUGCUAUAUUAUAUAUGCAUAUGUGUGUCUUUCUAUAUAAAUUCUAUAGUAUAAUAUGUAAUAUGAUUAUGAAACUGAAAAAAAAUCAAUUAAUAUAAUAAAAUAAAAGGGUCUAGAAAGAAAGCAAAAGGUAUUGCGGAAUCCCACUUGCUAGGCUAGCAAGUAGGAAAUCAAUGCUAGUAGUAGCCUUUGUUCCUGAACUUCUGGAAGAUAGCUGAGUAACUGACCCCAAGGCAGAAAGCGGGCCAGUUCAAACAAUGUUGCCUUUUACGCUGUUGUUCUAUCCCUCCCCCAGAGCACUGGGAUUGGAAGGGACCUCAGGGAAGGAUCACAGUCACUGGCCAGCUACACAGUCAAUAUGAGAGCAGUCUUUCCCCGCUUUUCCUCCUCCCCCUCCUUACUUUCUGUUUCCUUUCAGGCAAGCCCAGCUUCAGCUUCAAAACCCAAAACAUUUCAAAACUUUCAAAACAUUUCAUCUGCCCUCAUUUCAUUUUGAGGCUGUUUUGAAGCCCUUCAUUUCAUUUUGAUUUCACUGUUUUGAGCUCAAAAUGAAUUGAAACAGCAUCAAAACAAAACAACCGGUGAAAUUUUGCACAGCCCUAGGGUCUACCUCCAAGACAAAGUGAGCAGAUUAAGGAUCCUAAAUAAUGGCCUCCUACAGGGAAGGGUUCUUGCCCCUUCAAUAUUUAUAUAAGCAAUAUGCCUACUACCUUUUUGAGGAAAUUAGCAUAUGCCAAUGACCUGGCACUAACCACCUAGGCAAGGACGUUCAAAGAGAUUGAAGACAUGCUGACAUUAGACCUGCCAAUAACAGCAGGAUAUUUCUGCAAGUGGAGGCUGCGACCAAAUCCAGCUAAGUCCAUCAGCUCUGUGUUCAUCUCAAUUACCCCAAAGCAUAUGUUCAUCAUCACAAUGUCACCUUUUGUGGACAAAAAUUAUAACAUGAUCCAACUCUGUCCUACCUAGGUGUGACACUGGACUGCACCUUAACCUUUCAUAAUCAUCUUCAAAAAAUAGCUGUGAAAAUUAAGAGUUGGGUGAACACAGUGCAAAAACAUGCUGGAAUGAGCUGGGAUCUGCACCUCUGCUCUAGUAUUGGUUUUCUCAAUGGCCAAGUACUGUGCACCUGUCUUGGCUUCUAGCACUCAUACCAAAUGCAUGCUAUAACUGGAACCCUGAAAUCUACACCAAUUCACUGGUUAUCAGUACUGGCCAAUAUUGCUCCUCCAUACAUUUGUCAUGAUGAAGCUACAUACAGGGAGGUUGUCUGUAUGAAUGACAACCCAAGCCUUAGCAUCCGUAGAGCUUUAAGGAACCUCCCAGCUCACCACUUGGUCUCCCAGAAAUCUUUGUGGACACAUGCACAAGUCCUUGUAGGACACAACAGUACAGUAGCUUGGAGGAAAGCGUGGAAUGAAACCACCAUUCAAAAUAAAUAUAUAUAUAAUUUCUGACUCCCCAAUAAAGCCUCCUGGUUUUGGCCUUUCAUGAAAAACAUGGAAGGUUCAAAAUCGGAUCUGAACUGGGCAUGGCCUCUGUGGUCACUUAAUGCACAGAUGAUGUACUAGGAGUUCUGCAGAAUAUUAUUUUGGCAACCCUGACAAACUAUAGAUCAUAUAACACUUUGCCCUCUACACAAAUUUGAUGGUGACAUUGCAGAGAUACAUUCCCUUUUCUCAAGAGCAUUAGACUGGUAAACUAACCUCAAACUGGACUUAUAAUUGUUGCUCCAAGUCAACCAUAUGAAAGAAGAAGUGUCCAUGUUCUGCAUUUGAAGAGCUAAGAUAUUUUGAAAUGUGGCAGACUGAUAUCAGUUGCAGAUAUGAACUAGAAGCAAUGCUUGUGCUAGGAUUGACUGUAACUUUCAGUGAUCUUUAAUUUCAAAUAAAGGGUUAAACAUUAAUUAAACACAAAAUUAGGAAAAUAGUAGCUGGAGGACCUCUUUAAAUAUUUUCUUGUUAUAGACACUAAAGGGUGGAAUUCAGACAACAUUGAGCUAAUGGAAAAAUUCCCAUUGAUUUGGGGGAGUAAGGAUUAUACCCUGAGUCAUCUAGGCUUGCAGAUGUAAGAUGCAGUCCUGGGGAAGAUGACACAACGCUGUGCAGGACAGUCCAUGACAAGUUCUUCAGAGGAUCAAGGCCUUGAGGUUGUAUAUAGCAUGUUGCCAGUAAGAUGCUGGGCAACUUUUCUAGUUCACUCACUUGCAAGUUAACUUUCAUCUAAGUGCAGAUAUUUGCGAACAUGGCUUAGUGUAAAUGUCAGUAAUCAAAAGAUUUUUAAAUAAGCAAAAAACUUAUUUUUGGUACCUAUCUACCUGCUAUGUGUUGGGAGUUCUGCCAUUUUUUAAAAAUGAAUAGCUGAAAUAUUAGUAAGACUUUAUUUCCAUUUUCCUAGGACUCCCCAAGGUCUAUAGUUUUCUUUGCGGAAACAGUUGCCAUUAAAUAUGCUGUAUGUCAAUGCAGCAGUGAGGUGGUUAAUUUUGACUGAAUAUUAUGCUAUAUAACCACUUGGCAUUUAACUUGAAAAAUGACUUUCUGCUUCACCUGUCAGCAGCCCAGUUCUCAUCAAAUAAGUGAGUGAGAAAAAUUUUUAAAUUUCAAUUUCCUGAUGCUAUUAGACACUACUUCUUCCAUACUUAAACAGUUUAGCAGUGCAUGUACAUGUUUUGGUAUUCAUGCCAUGCAUCACACUACAUGCUAUUACAAUAGCUUUUUUGUUUAAAGGGUAAAGAGAUGCAUGGAUCUUUAUCUUGGGGUUAGGAAAAUGUAUUGCAGGAACAUGGCCAAUCAGGUUUCUGAAUAACUUUGUAACAUAGUACCAUAACCCUGAUGCAGUGCAAGGAAUUUAAAAUACUAGGUGGCUGUGACUCUGAGGAAAGAAAGCAUUCUAAAUGAAGUAAGCAUGCACGGUAAUCUUGUACUCUACUUCUCUAGAAAAUCAAUGACUUAACGUAGCACUAAUCUGUUUGUAACCUUUAUUUUGCCAGUUAUUCCUUUUGUAAAUCAUGCAACAGAAUUGCAUGCAUUUUCUGUAUGUGUUUAAGAUUAAAAACAUUUAGCUUUGUGUGUCUUCCUUAAUGUCUAUUUCAAACAACCCUAUUACAGCUUUUUUAAUUUAGUUUAUAUACCCCCAAACAGCAAGGGAACUACAGGGAUAUAGAUGUGGCACAAGUGAGAGAUUGUACCAUUUCUAUUUUUCCUAUUAUCUAACACCUUAUUCAUUUCACCAUUGAUAAAUCUUGGGACAUUUUACUUGGUUACAAAAAAAUGUAUCAUCCCUUCUCUGUUUUUUUUCCCUGACAUUAUUUUUUAUUGCAUUAUAUAAUGUGCAUAAAUCCAUAGUUCCAUAGUAGUAAACAUCAAACAGUAUUUGAAAUAAUAGUUCCUUGUAAAUCUAGACUGGUAUCACUAAGGUUAUUGUUGUUAUUGCUAUUAUUUAUUCAUUUAUUUGUUUAGUAUCAUCUGUUGACUCACUGUCAUGGAAUACGUGGUAUUAAAAAUAGAUGCAGAGAACACGGGGGGUACUUAGGGAUAUAUAGGAAGGAAUAACCUGAAGAGCUACUUGAGUAUAUUUAUGGUAAAAUCUAAGAAAGCAAGUGUGUAAAUACUAUCACUUACAUGUAAGUAGCAGGCUACAGAUUUGAUUCUCUUCUGUGUUGUUCCCAUUUUACUCCAGUGUGUGUCCACCCGUGUGCAUUUACUGUGCAGAAACUGAAAUUACUGUGCAGUAUGGGUAUGUGUCUACACAUGGAUGUCCAUACUGAGCAGUAAAUAUGGCAAUUUAUGCCAAUUUGAGCAUAAAUUUGAUACCUACAUGAUGUAGGUAUCAAAUUUAUGCCCAGUUACUUACUGUGCAGUAAUGCAUGCAUGCAGUAACCCAGGGGGCCUCUCUGCUGGGUCUGCCCAGCCACUAGGGGCCUGGCCUGAGCCAGCUGUAGGGCUCCUGGCUGGAUGCCUCUCCUGGCUUCAACUUGGAAGUAAAGUUAAUCCCAAAGGCUGGCAGCCAUGUGGCCGGAGGCUGUAUCUCCCCCCACCCAAGGGCCACAGGGGUACAUGGCAGGCUGCUGUGACCUGGGACUAAAUUUAGUUGUGCAGAUGCUGGCCUAUUCCCACUUACUGUGCAUAGUAUCAUAGUAUCAUAGUGCUUAGGGUUGGAAGGGACCUAAACAGAUCAUCAGGUCUGACCCCCUGCCCUGGGCAGGAAUAGGAGCCAGAGUCAUAUCAUCCCAGCCAAAUAUCUGUCCAGCCUCCUCUUGAAAACCCCCAAGGUAGGAGAGAGUCCACCUCACUUGGGAGCCCAUUCCAGAGCCUGGCAGCCCUAACUGUAAAAUAAUGUCUCCUGAUGUCCAGCCUGAACCUUCUGUCUAACAAUUUGUGGCCAUUAUUCCUAGUAACUCUGGGUGGUACCCAGGGGAACAGAGCCUCUCUCAAUUCCCGCUGGUCCCCCCAAUGAGUUUGUAAAUGGCCAACAGAUCCCCUCUCAGCCUUCUCUUGUAGAGGCUGAAUAGGUUCAGGCCCCUUAGCCUCUCUUUGUAGGGCCUGCUGUGCUGCCAUGCAAGUGGCCCUUCUCUGGACCCACAUCCCUCUUGAAGUGCGGCGCCCAGAACUGGACGCAGUACUCCAACUGUGGCAUAGAGGGGAAGGGUCACCUCUCUGGACCUGCUUGUGAUGCAUCUGUAGAUGCACGACAAGGUGUGGCUAGCCCAACUGACCGCUUCCUUACAUUGGCAGCUCAUGUUCAUCCUGGAGUCAACAAUGACUCCAAGAUGCCUUUCUGCCACUGUGUUGACAAGAAGGGUGUUCCCCAGGUGUGUUGCAGGUUCCUUCUCCCUCAAUGCAGCACCUUGCACUUGUCUGCAUUGAAUUCCAUCCUAUUCUCAUCCACCCACCCUUGUAAUUUGUCUAGAUCUAGCUGGAUUCUGUCCCUCCUCUCCAGUGUGCCCACCUCGCCCCACAACUUGGUGUCAUAAGCGAAUUUGGACAGUGUGCAUUCCACACCCACAUCCACAUUGCUGAUAAAGAUGUUAAACAGUACAGGCCCCAGGACUAAGCCCUGGGGGACUCCACUGCCCACAUCCCUCCAGGUCAAAAAUGACCCAUCCGCCAUCACUCUCUGGGUGCAACCGUCCAGUCAAUUUGCCACCCAUCUGACUGUGUAGUCAUCAAUGCUACAGGCACCUAGUUUUUUUUAAGAGAAUGUGGUGGGAAACCAUGUCAAAGGCCUUCUUAAAAUCCAGGAAGAUGAUAUCCACCCUGACACCUGUCAUGACCCAAAGGUCUGAUUUUGUGUGUACUUCGGCACUAGAAUUAUCCCCGUGGGAUUACAGCUUCAUUGCACGGAGGAGUUUUGCUGCACAGAGAACCCGUGUGCAGGGGAGAGAGUUCCCGCCACUUUGCAGCUGUCUUUGCAGGGUGCAUUUUCUUUGCAGCACAGAAAUGCACGGUGCAAAGAGUUCCCGCUCUUAGAAUGCAAAUUUGUUCCCCGCUAUUGGCUAGUUCUAAAUUAUUCCCACGUGGUGGCUAGCGAUUGGCCUGCUAGUCGUAUAAGAGGCUUGAGCAGUUUCCGCCCAAGCCGAAGAGGACUCCACAUCCAUCUCGUGGGGACUCUGGGUACACGGCAGGGUAACAGAAACCCUGUGUGAGACUCAGAGGAGUUUGGCGGCCUGAUCCACCGCCCACCUCUUCCCGUCUUCAUGUGGUAACCUUUUAUAAGACGUAUCUACGAGUUUUGAGGCGCGCUUGUCCUGGACAUCCGGAGUUCUGUUUACGUGGAGCCUAGCAAACUCCACGUGAUUGUUCGUGUUCUUUUGUUUGUAACCGCAACUCAAGCAAGUUUUCAGCCUGCACCGUGACCAUCUCGGUGUAAGUAAACAAUCUUAAAAUCAACCAUUAAGCAUUUGUGCCUAAUUCUAGCUCGGCGACCGCCCUCUCUGACCCGGCAUGCCCGGGCUGCCGGCCACAGCCCGCGUGCAGCGUGACAAGGGCCGCGGGUUCGCACCCAGCCCACACAUGGCAACGAGGAUGGGAUCAGGAGAGGGCUCGCUAGAGUUAGAAUUAGUUGAAAACUGCCCUUGGAAAAGUGGGAGACGCAACGUAGCAAGUGUUGCGAAACCGGAGGCGCACAUCGCGUACCACCAGGCGGGCAGAACGGGUAAGAGAUGUGUCAGUGGACGCCUUUCGCUAAAGGGAGAAGAGGGAGCUUCUGAAGACGGAGCCCUAGAAGGGAGAGAGGUGUAUCUUCACCCUGCGGCGUUCGGGUGUAUCAUGAGCGACGAGCGGGUCCUGUACAGGCCCCUCGAUACUGUUUCCCUCGCCGAAGUUGACCUGGUGAGCGCAGUGGACCCGACCCUCACCCGGGAGUGUGUCCGUUACUCAUGAUGUGCCCGGGAGAUGGGGGAGCCGAUGCCGAUCGGCUGGCUCUCCCCUUGCAUGGUAAUACCUAGACUGAGGGGUCGCGAUCUUCCGUCCAAGCUCCGCAAAAACCCGGAGACGGAGGAGCGCGCCGUAGAUGAGAGAGUGGUCCUACAGUGCGACAAGGGGGGAGAAUUGAAUGCAACUUUUCAAACUAUGACGGAUCUAAUGAAUAAAACUUUAAGUUUGAAGACCCAGCUGCGUAUGGCCUUUCGGGCGGUCAGAGAAACGGCUGAGAGAGGGGAUCUUAAAAUGCCACGACAAGAUGGCGCCGAGCAGAAAGAAGACCGCGUGGAGAAGCCGGAAAAGAGGGAUGGAGCUUCGGAGGAACCCGCGAGGGUUCAGCCAGUGACUCCACCCAGCGAUGUAGUGUCGAUUCUGCCGACCACACCCCUCUGCCGACGGGAGGGGCAGUCAAGCGGAGGAGUGCAUCCGCCCCUCCCGCCUGAAACAGCGACAACCCCCACUGUAACAAUAACUACAGCUCCAACAGAAACAACAACAACGACUCGUGAAGAAACUGAUCAGCCUGCAGCAUCAAGCAGCCAAGUCAUCAAUCCGCAGAGUGCAGUUCAUGCUACUACCUAUUACGCUCGCUCCAGAGCCGAACUGCAAAAUUUGUGUAGAGAGUCCAGGAUCCAACCCGAGGAAACUCUGGCUGUGUGGUUGGGACGUCUGGUCGUGGAGCUUGGGUCCGACCUCCUGGACCAGGAAGAGGCAAGCUUCUUGGUGAGACAAGCUUCAUGGAGUAGGGGACAUGUCACUAACAUCGACAUGGUGGCGUUUAGCAUCCACUGGCCUAUUCCAAUUCCAGCGCUUGUGGCAGGAGUAAUCAAACAAAAGGCCCAUGCAUGGCAUGAUGGACGACCAGAGCACACCGGUGCAGAACAGCUUGUACUGGCUAUCAUCGGAGUUUCGUAUUGCGCCUGGAACCCAAGAGUAUGUACGCUGGGACUGACACCGCUCCAGCGAAUGUGACCAUGGCCUCAUCGUCACCUGCGAGACCCUGGAACUGUUCCGGUGACCAUCGACAGCAUAGACAGUUGUCUUAAGGUCUACGGGCAGAGGAACAUAGUGGUUUUGCAAAUUGUGCUUAACCCAAUGGUCGACCACCCUGUGAGUAGUCUCCUUCAUCAGUUGCCGAGAUUGCGUGUCCUAAUGGAGCCAAAACUGCCCAGUGAUCGGGAGUGUCAACGCCCAACUGAGGCUCAGAACACAAGACGCCGCGAAUCUGAACGUCCAGUAUUACGCCAGAGAACGCAAGAGGAGCGAUACAUGUUUGGAUUCCUCCUGCAGCAUUCUGGACUUAAUAAGCGACAGCUUCGGAUUUUGGGGGAUGCGGGACAAUGGCAACUAGCCUAUGAGUUAGGUUUUCAUUACCUAGAAGAAGGUGACGACGACUCCUCGACGAUUUCGUCGAGUUGUUGAGUGUGAAAAGAGAGAAAGAGCUGUCCAGUAUAGAGCCGUGUUUAAAUAUCUGUAUUUAAUAGUGGUAGUAAGUUUAAUUGACUGCAUUAUUGUGCGGUCCCAUGUAAUUUUGUAAAUAAUAGUAAAAUAACCAUUUUAAGAAAGUUCUUUUAUAGAUCCAGGAUUCGAAGUGCAUGGUGGAGAGAGGCCCCGAGAGGGGCAACAUCACCGAAAGGAGCGAGGGCCUGACGCGCGAUUCCACCAUGACGCCCACUGAAGCCAUGAUCGUCCAGUUUUUUGUUACGAAUGUAAUUAUGUGUAUAUGUGUGUGUGCCGGCUAUUAUUUGAUUUGAUCCCUUGAGGAUGAAAUUUUAGUGUUAACUAAUUUUGUAUUUGUUCGUUUAGUUUCACAAACAGUUAACAGAGCUACUAAUAACCCGGAUGAUGGACAUAUAGUAUAAUUCUAUUGUGCCUUCAGCAAGGGGGGAUGUCAUGACCCAAAGGUCUGAUUUUGUGUGUGCUUCGGCACUAGAAUUAUCCCCGUGGGAUUACAGCUUCAUUUUACGGAGGAGUUUUGCUGCACAGAGAACCCGUGUGCAAAGGAGAGAGUUCCUGCCACUUUGCAGCUGUCUUUUCAGGGUGCGUUUUCUUUGCAGCACAGAAAUGCACGGUGCAAAGAGUUCCCACUCUUCGAAUGCAAAUUUGUUCCCCGCUAUUGGCUAGUUCUAAAUUAUUCCCACGUGGCGGCUAGCGAUUGGCCUGCUAGCCGUAUAAGAGGCUUGAGCGGUUUCCGCCCAAGCCGAAGAGGACUCCACAUCCAUCUCGUGGGGACUCUGGGUACACGGCAGGGUAACAGAAACCCUGUGUGAGACUCAGAGGAGUUUGGCGGCCUGAUCCACCGCCCACCUCUUCCCGUCUUCGUGUGGUAACCUUUUAUAAGACGUAUCUACGAGUUUUGAGGCGCGCUUGUCCUGGACAUCCGGAGUUCUGUUUACGUGGAGCCUAGCAAACUCCACGUGAUUGUUCGUGUUCUUUUGUUUGUAACCGCAACUCAAGCAAGUUUUCAGCCUGCACCGCGACCGUCUCGGUGUAAGUAAACAAUCUUAAAAUCAA
Molecule: messenger RNA, 20373 nt
Organism: Alligator mississippiensis (American alligator)
Lineage: Eukaryota; Metazoa; Chordata; Crocodylia; Alligatoridae
Exons: 8
Coding region: 17833-18831 (332 amino acids)
Source: RefSeq, a predicted model, not a curated record